This is a messenger RNA of Lampris incognitus (smalleye Pacific opah), 1542 nucleotides long. Its product is annotated as collagen alpha-1(XXV) chain-like. Bases 200 to 727 code for a protein of 175 amino acids. The record is from RefSeq and is a predicted model, not a curated record. The transcript has 12 exons. Lineage: Eukaryota; Metazoa; Chordata; Actinopteri; Lampriformes; Lampridae.
CGCAGCUCCGGUAGGGCCGUAGUGCCUGGACGUAUUGGACGCAGCAGACCAGGCUCCCCCAGCCGAUCCAACGCCAGCUCUCCCAGGCAUCAAAUGAACACAAAACAAACUUAGACACAGACAUGGACAAAGGCACUUUAUGGACGGUACUGUGUGAGGCUGUCGCGUCCCACACCGGUACGGUGAGGCCGCUGCAAACAUGAAUUCGCGCCGCCAUCUUCGACACAUCCAGAAAAGAGGCUCCACAGGACUGGAUGGAAUACCUGGACCCCAAGGGCCCAAAGGAAACAAGGGGGAACAGGGUCAGGCUGGGCUUACUGGACCCCUAGGACCUCCAGGUACUCCGGGUCCCAGAGGGCCCCCAGGGGACAUAGGAAAAGACGGGCCCCGGGGACCUCCCGGGGAACAGGGUCUCUCUGGAGAGAAAGGCGUGCCAGGGUCCCUGGGCAACUCAGCUUUUGAUAAACUACUACAGGGGCCUCCUGGUCCACCUGGCCCUCAUGGAGAACCAGGGUCAAAGGGUGAACCAGGUGAAUCAAUAAGAGGGGGAAAGGGAGAGACAGGAGAGAGAGGAACUCCAGGAACAAAGGGAGAACAAGGACUGCCUGGGAUCGAUGGUCUUCCUGGUCUGGUUGGGGAGAAGGGAGAGACUGGAGACAGAGGAGACAAGGAAAUCCUGACUAGCCCAUUUCCACUGGCCCAGCCAGCUGCCUAUUUACAUCACUGACACUCCUAGGGUAGCAGUAGAGGAGGAGGAGGAAACUUGCUGGGCAGUGGAGAUUGGCAACCCAUUCUGCAUCAUGCAACACAAUAAGACCCAGAGUCACAAUGCAUAACAGUUAUUCAGAAUAAAGCAACAUUGUCAAGACAACUGAAAAGGUGUCCUUUGUAGAAAUGGCCCAACAUAAACCAGCUCCUCAUCGGAGUUUGACAGGCUCUCUUUCCUCAGGGAGAGAGGGGUCUGGUUGGAAAGAGGGGGCUUAAAGGCCAGAAGGGAGACGAGGGUUCACCGGGAUUGGAUCAGCCUUGCCCUGUGGGCAGGGAUGGUUUCCCCCUUCCGGGCUGUUGGCAUGAGUGACGAGGGCUCAGUCUGUGAAGAUCUACAAAUCUGUACAAAGCAGUACUUUUUUUGCCUUAAAAAAUGUCCUCUUCACCACCUAAUUUUCCCACAUGGAUUAAAGACAUUAUGCAGUUUUUGAAACUUGAGAAAAUCAGAUACACCCGUCAAGGCUCUAUACAAAAAUUUAUGAAGAUCUGGACCCCCCCUUUUUUGUCUAUUACAAGAGUUUACAAAUCCCACUCAAUAAAGAAGAUUAGAGUUAGAUUGAGGUGGCAGAGAACCCCCCCCCCCCAUUUUUUUCUCUCUUUUUUUUAUUGUUGUCUGUUUAUUUUCCUUUUUCUUUUUUCUAUAUGUAUGUGUGUAUUAUGAAUAAUGUGUAUGGCAAGAUACAUGUGCAAUCUGUGUACUAAUCUAUGUAUAUGGAUUAGGUGCAAUGCAUUUAUGGUUAUUUACUUCCGUAUAUAUUCAUGUGUAUGUGCAUA